AGAGUCGGCUCAGCAGAAUUCCUGAACCGGUUUUGUGUGCGUCGGCCGGUCUUUGGUCUUCGUCGGUAUCAGAGGUGUUUUCUCAGCUUCAGUCCAGCUGCUCUGUCGGAUCAGGAUCAUUUCCACGACUCUGCCCACAGAACACACUGAAAACACAACGGGCAAAAGACGCAGCUGCGCAGUUUGUGUUUGCAACGCUUCGUUCACCUCGGCGACUUCGCUGUAAAAGCUUUCACAUUCCUCUGAGGCUCAGCGGCUGCAGCGCUCUGACCUUCAAGGACCGAACCAGGCCGAUGAGCCGGUGUGAAGAGAGAGGGCAAGCGGCAUAGACAAACAUUGAGAGAGAGAGGGAGAGGGAGCAGCUGGAGGCGACAGAGAGAGCUUCAGUGGUAGAGAGAGAGAGAGAGAGAGAGGAGGCAGCAGGACGGAGCAUGAAGGAGCUGCUGAGUUUCUGUUUCUGAAGACGAAAACACAAAAAGGUUGCGAUGGGAAACACAGACAGUCACAGCGGCUUUGUCUCUCCUGCCAAGCCCUCCUGCUCGCUCAGGUUCUCCUCCAGGAGGGAGGAGGUGCCGUCAGCUCGCAGCUGGUGGAGGAGCAACAGCCAGGGAGGCUGCAGGAGCCGGGGGAAGAACUACUUGAACCAGCACUCCGCCGGUCCCCCGUACACCUCCUGGCACUAUGAACAUGCACCCAAAGCAGCCAGAGGAGGCUCCAGGCUGGGUGCUGGGUCUCCUCAGAGGUACAGCAGAGGCGACUGCAGGAGUCAGUUUGGAUACUUGGAGAGUGGCGCGGGGAGUAACAGUGUCCGUGGCGAGCGGACGUCUCUGGAGAGUGGCGGCAGCCCCAAAGUGCUGCUCAGCAAAGACGGCAGCAUGAGGGUGGAGUUCACCAACAGCAGGGUCAUCCCCGUGGAGCCUCAGGGGUUAACUGGCCUACCUACCAUCACCACGACAACUGCUGCAGCUCCAGUGCCCGAACCCUCCCUCCGCACCAGUAAGGGCAGCUCGCUCAGCUCCGAUGGCUCCUGGUACGACUCACCAUGGGGCGGCGGCACAGAGCUGGCCGACAACGUGUUCGUCUGCGGGCAGAGCGUGGACAACAGCAGCGGAUACACCACCUACUCCUCCACCCGAACAGAGGGGACCGCCACCAGCAGCAGUGGCUAUAACACUGUCUUCUCAGCUCAGGUGGAGGACAUCUCACCUGGAUUUAACUCCACCCUCCUCUUCCCCGCCACAGAGGCCAACGAGUUCACCUCCACCCCGGGUUACAACACCUGCUCCUCCGGUCGGACGGAGGACAGCGGCAUCGGAGACUCUGUGAUCCUGCAGCCGGACCUGAGAGACUUCAGCCUGGUCUCCUCCUCCGCUGCAUCACUGGACAGCGUUUACACCAGCCACAACACGCUGCCCGCCUUCCCCACAGCACCAGACACCCCCCUGCAGCAACAGCACCGGACCGCCUCCUCCUCCUCGGCGCUGCUGGAUGACGUCAUCCAGGAGGAGGAUAUUGCAGGUGGAGGCGUCGAGCAGCGUUUCUCCUCCCUCACGCUGCCCUGCCGCAGGGCCGAGCUCGUCAGCAACGCCCCCGCCGCCGGGAGCAACCGCAAAGACUUCCUGAAGAGCCGAAUCAGACGACUGAGCGACUGGACAGGAAGUCUGAGCAGGAAGAAGAGGAGGAUCCAGGAACCUUACGGCAGUGACACCAGUGAUGUUUUCAUCAACGGACUGAACUCCGGGCUGGUCGGGUGCAGCACACCGUGGUCCUCCAACCCGCUCCACAGUCUGAACCAGAACCAGUUCCCUCCGGUCCACCGUGGCUCCUCCUCCAGAAGCCUGAACCAGUGCAGCGACACCCAGCGGCAGAACAUCUACGAAAACUUCAUGCAGGAGCUGGAGACGGGCUGCAGCAGCGCCGCCGACCGGACCGAGCCAUCAGAGGAGGAUGGAGAGGAGGAGGAGGGGGAGGAAGAAGACGAGGAGGGAGAGGAGGAGAUGGAUGGGGAGGUGGAGUUGGGAGGAGGGGAGCAGCUGGAUGUCCUGUUUGAGAAGGAGCAGGGUGUGGUGCGACGGGCAGGAUGGCUCUCCUUCAAAGCCCUUAUCACCGUCAACAAGGACGGGAAGCUGGAGCUGGUCGCCCGCCGCAAGUGGAAACAUUACUGGGUCACACUGAAAGGUUGCUCUCUGCUGUUUUAUGAGACGUAUGGGAGGAGCGGCGGCGCCGAGCAGGAGCUCUCUCCUCGUUACGCCCUGCUGGCCGACGACAGCAUCGUCCAGGCCGUCCCCGAACAUCCCAAGAAGGAGCACGUCUUCUGUCUGAGCAACUCGUACGGAGACGUCUACCUGUUCCAGGCCACCAACCAGACCGACCUGGAGAACUGGGUGACAGCGAUCCACUCGGCGAGCGCCUCCCUGCUGGCCAAGCGCCAGGGGAAGGAGGACACGCUGCGUCUCCUGCGCUGCCAGAGCCGCUCGCUGCUGCACAAGAUCGACAUGGACGGGAAGAUGAAGAAGAUGGCCGAGCUGCAGCUGUCCGUCAUCAAGGAGCAGAAGAACAGGAAGGCGGUGGAGAGCCAGAUCAAGCAGUGGGAGCAGAACCUGGAGAAACUGAACCUGGAUCUGUUCAGACUGAGGUGCUACCUGGCCAGUCUGCAGGGCAGCGAGCUCCCGAACCCCAAGAGCCUCCUCGCCGUCGCCAGCCGGCCCUCCAAGAGCAUGCUGGGCCGCCUGGGAGUCUUCUCUGUGUCUUCGUUCCACGCCCUGGUGUGCAGCAGAGACGAGGUGACGCUGAGGCGGCGUUGUCGGUCUCUGUCCGGGGGACACGGCAGGAGGAGGGGGCUGCCGUCCUCUCUGAAGGCUCUGGACGGGCUGAACAGACGCAGCAGGGACUCAACAUCCCAGGUUUUCAAGAGUCAAGUCGCCACACCAUCUCUCCACCACACCGCCGUCUGCAGCUCUGAGAGACUGCACUGUGUGUCCAAACAGAGGGAGCUGGCGCCCUCCGCAGGACGACCUGCAGCUGUACAGGUGUGUGACGAGCUGCAGGUUUCAGUCCUCGGUCUUUUCUCUCUGCACAUCUGUCGACCCGACGCUGCAAAAGACUUCGGUUUUGCGGUGACGGGUCAUGUGGACGGAGCCGGGAAAAGUCACAUCUACGUCAGCGAGGUUGACCCACUGGGACUGUCCGUCAGAGAAGGCCUCAGGGCCGGAGACGAGAUCCUGGCUGUGAACGGGGCUGCUGUAUCCGGACUGGACCUGGACCUGAUGCAGAGUCUCUUCAGCCACCAGAAGCUGCAGCUGCUGCUGAGGAGGGACCAGUCACCUGACCCAGAAGAGCCCGCCGCCGCCGUCUGGCCUGAACCCAGUGAAGCUGCCGACCCCUGUCCUCCAAACCUCCACACCUGGACCACAGAUUUUUCUACUCCAGACGACGUCCUGCCUCCUGCUGACGACGCCGAGCCGACGGGACAGAACAUGGAUCAGGUGUACUCUCUGUACCAGACCUUCCCAGAAGGCCAAGCUGCAGAUGCCGACGUUCCCAAGAACCCGUACAGCAGAGAGGCGGGCCUGCCGCCUGCGAGCCCCGCCCACCUGAGCGUGUGUCAGCGGCUGCGUAAAGUCAUCCAGGAACUGGUUGACACCGAGAAGUCCUACGUCAAGGACCUGGUCUGUCUGUUUGACAUCUACCUGACCCCUCUGCAGACGGAAACUUUCCUCAGUAAAGAGGAGAUGGAGGCGCUGUUCGGCAGCCUGCCGGAGAUGUUGGACUUCCAGAGGGUUUUUCUUCAAACUCUGGAGGAGAGAAUCGCCUCCUGUCCCAACUUCAGCAGCCUGGAGACGCCUGAGCAGUUCAAGAAACUCCUCUUCUCGUUGGGAGGGUCUUUCCUUUACUACGCUGACCACUUCAAACUCUACAGCGGCUUCUGCGCCAAUCACAUCAAAGUCCAGAAGGUUCUGGAGAGAGCAAAGACAGACGGAGCCUUUAAACAGUUCCUGGAGGCGAGGAACCCGACCAAUCAGCACUCGUCGUCUCUGGAGUCCUUCCUGAUCAAACCUGUGCAGAGGGUCUUGAAGUAUCCACUGCUGCUCCGAGAGCUGGUGUCUCUGACCGACCCUGAGAGCCCCGAGCACACACACCUGACAGAGGCUCUGAGAGCGAUGGAGAAGGUGGCGAGUCACAUUAACGAGAUGCAGAAGAUCUACGAGGAUUACGGCUGCGUGUUCGACCAGCUGGCUGCAGAGCAGAGCGGACCUGACAAACAGGUAACAGACAUCUCGAUGGGGGAGUUUCUCGCCCAUUCGUCGGUGGUCUGGUUGAACCCUCUUCCCUGUCUGGGACGCCUGAGGAAAGAGCCAGAGCUCACACUGUUCGUGUUCAAACGUGCUGUCAUCCUGGUUUAUCGUGAGAACAGCAAACUGAAGAAGAGGAUGACGGGCUCCCGCUCUGCUGAUCUGGACCCCUUCAGGUUCCGCUGGUUAAUCCCAGUUUCAGCAGUUCAGGUCAGACUGGCCAACAUCACAGGCUCGGAGAACCCAUGUGUGUGGGAGCUGGUUCACAGCCGGUCCGAGGUGGAGGGACGACCGGAGACGGUGUUUCAGCUCUGCAGCAGUGGCUUGGAAACGAAGGCCAGCAUGCUGCGAGCCCUGCGCUCCCUCCUCAGAGACCGAGCACCCGUCGGCUCCCUGAGGAGGACCAGGCUGUCAACGGCUGAGAGGAGCAGCUCCUGGAGGAGGAGGCAGCAGAGGAGUCGCAUCGACACCCAGAGGAUGACUCAUCACCAGCCGGAGGAGAGCUGCAGACCUGAAGGCAGGUUCCUCCUGGGAGAAACCUGCUCGGAGCCUCUGCUGCCCAGCCGUGCUGCAUCCGACUCUUCUGGGAAGAGGACCAGACUCUGCUCCCUGACCAGCGAUCUCGAAGCUCAGCUGCAGAGGCUGAACUUCAGAGAGGAGGAGGCAGAACGAGGAGCCACGUCUCCAAGUGAAGACCUAAGGACCACGGAGGAGAGACGGAGCUCCAGCCUGAGGCGAAGCCCCGGAGGAGAACUGCUGGACCUCAGCAGCCUGCUGGAGAGAGACUACAGUGUUCAGAGCAUGACCUCCAUGAUUAACGAAGACUGUUUCUAUGACACCAUGUUAGGGAUUCAGAAGGCUGCUGUUCCCUCACUACAGGGCUAAAGCUAAAGUGCUAGGAGACUGAAGAGCUGAUCUACCAAACUCCUCCAGCCAGGGAGAGUGAAACUAAACUCCAGAUGCUGAUCCUGGAAACUGAGCUAAAAUGAGACCUGCAGAGUGCUUCUUACUCCUGUCUUCGUUUACCUGAAGGCUCUCACACCUGGACGGGGAGGUGAUCACAUGUCAACUCAUCAUACUGAUCGAUUCAUACAGAGGUGGACACCACUACGCUGCUGAAGGUUGAAUUCAUUCCCACUGCUGGAAAUUAAAUCUUUUGGACAAAACUCCCAUCUCUUCAACUUCUUUAAGACCUGGAAAAUCUCCACAAAAACUGGGAUUACAUGACUUUUGGCAUUCCCAAGGCAGGCGUCUGAUUGGCUGUUACAACACCUGCAUCUAGGAAACACACCUUCAGUUUGGAUCCUGCAAAUAACUUUUCCACUCAUUUUUUUAACAAAUGGAAGACAAACUUCCAGUAGUCUUUCCCAGUUAAGGUGAAAAAUGAACAGAAACCAAUAUCAGGGCCACUGUCAGGGGAAAAAAUGGAAAUUGAAUCAAAAUAAUUUGAGGAAAAUAUCCAAAUGUAAAAUUUGUAAUAUUACAAGGAAAAAUGUUCGAUUUUCUAACAGCGACGUUGUAAUAUUACAAGCUGUUUAUUUCAAUACUCUAGAACAGACUGACUGUGACUUUAUUUUCAUAAUAUCAAGGCCUUUUUUCCUAAAAUUACACCAUUAUUCUGUUUAUUUUUAUUUCAAAUAUCGACCAUUGGAAUGAUUGAACACCAGCUCAGUGACAAACCACAAACCUCCAGAACAUUUUCAGGGACGACAGUAUGAAAUCAUGAAUCAUCUUUUCCAAGAAGACAGCGGCACAUUUACUGACAUUUAAAGAUCCAACUAUAUUUACAUUUUUUUCUCUUUGUACUUUUGAAAUCACACUGUGGAUUUAACAUUUUUUUAAAGGAACUCAAACAUCUGGAACUCAAUUUUUUUUUAACUACUACAGCUCUCUGUCUGAUGGAUCUAGAAAAACUUUCUAUUUGAUAUUUCUUGUAUAUUUCUGAAGCAGGAGGAACCAGACGAAUGUUGGACUUGUGUUUUUACCCUCACCUGCCUGAACUCAUCAUAAUUUUUCAGAGUCAUCUCUUGUAAAUGUUUUUUUCUCUGUACAGUUUAUUUGUUCAUUUGUAGUUUUCUGUGUAACAGAUAUUUUCUUUCUUUGUUCUUGACAAAAGCAGUUUGCAGUAAAUAUCUGGAUCUGCUGGAUUGGAUCAAAGCCUUUGUAUAUCUGGCAGAUUGGAUUAUUGUAUUUAUAUUUUUUUGUCAAGUUUGUUUUGUGUAUUUCAGUUUUGUGACUGAAGAUGUAGAAAGACAACUGUUUCAUUUUAAAUGAACUUUUCAUGUUAUUUUUUGAACUGUUAAAGUAUUUGGUAAUUUAUUUUCUUAAAUAUUUGUGUACAACUUUUUAAUGACUUGAUGCUGUUAAAGUCCAAUAAAUGGAAAAAUAUUUUAA
This is a messenger RNA of Seriola aureovittata, 6686 nucleotides long. RefSeq names its product rho guanine nucleotide exchange factor TIAM2 (gene tiam2b). Lineage: Eukaryota; Metazoa; Chordata; Actinopteri; Carangiformes; Carangidae. Gene Ontology annotation, biological process: small GTPase-mediated signal transduction; positive regulation of axonogenesis; activation of GTPase activity. Gene Ontology annotation, molecular function: guanyl-nucleotide exchange factor activity; protein binding. The transcript is spliced from 25 exons. The coding region runs from base 486 to 5177 and encodes 1563 amino acids. The record is from RefSeq and is a predicted model, not a curated record. Gene Ontology annotation, cellular component: membrane; synapse.